UUGAGUUUGCAGAUUUUGUGUGUGUUAAAUUAUAUUGUGUGAGAUGAAAUCGAAAAUAAAAUGGGCAGCAUUAGGGGGAUUUGUGUUAUCAUUUGUUUCAUUGCUGGUUCAUUUGUUCCUUGCAAAGUCCAGUUCUGAUCUUGUACAAUACACCGCUAUUACCGUUUUUACUGAGGAUUUAACUCCUACUUUAUCCUCCAGAAAGGGUCCUGGAUUUCGCAAGUUGUGGGGAAAUGUGAAGUCAUUGGAACCCUUGCACCCUUAUCCAAAUCCAAGAAGUACAUAUCCUGUGGCAGUUGAUCAAAACAAUGGCUUCAUCUAUGCAAAAAUUUCUGGUAGUUUUGAGAAGAUCAGUAACUCGAUUGUUGAUCUGGUCGCCAUAUCGAGGCUUCUGAAUGCCACCCUUGUAAUCCCAGAGAUCCAAGAAAGUGCUCGUUCAAAAGGCAUCAGUUCCAAGUUCAAGAGUUUUUCAUACCUCUAUAAUGAGGAUCAGUUUAUAGCAGCCUUAGCAAAUGAUGUCACCAUUGUGAAGAGUCUUCCACCUAUAUUGAGGGAGGCUAGGAGGCGGAAAGAGUACCAACAUUUCAAGCCCAAAAGUUCUGCUUCUCUAAAAUUUUAUACUUCUGAAGUAUUACCUAGAUUGAAGAAAGGAAAGGUUAUCGGAUUAAUAUUGACAGAUGGAGGAUGUCUUCAGUCUAUCCUUCCCCCUAGCAUGGCUGAGUAUCAGAGGCUUAGAUGUCGUGUAGCAUUUCAUGCCCUUCAGUUUCGCCCAGAAAUUGAAGCUCUUGGAAAGCUCAUGGUGGAAAGAUUACGAGCUUCAGGCCAACCUUACCUUGCCUAUCAUCCUGGGCUUAAGAGAGAUGCCCUAGCCUAUCAUGGUUGUGCUGAAAUAUUUCAGGAUGUUCACACAGAACUUAUACAAUACAGGAGGGCUCAGAUGAUUAAACAAGGAAUUAUCAGUGAAGAACUUAGUGUUGACUCACAUGCUCGGAAGAGAAAUGGGUCGUGCCCUCUCAUGCCAGAAGAGGUUGGCCUUCUGCUUCGAGCCAUGGGUUAUCCACCUAGAACAAGAAUAUACCUAGCAGGUUCUGAAACCUUUGGCGGACAACGGGUUAUGAUUCCUUUACGCGCCAUGUACACCAAUUUAGUUGAUCGUACCUCUUUGUGCAGCAAAAAAGAGCUAGCCAAUUUAGUUGGCCCAGAAACCCCCCUUACUCCUGAUCCUGAUCAGCUUUUAACAGUAAAAAGUGCAAAUCAAUUAAAAGAAGAAUGGGACAAGGCUGGGCCCCGCCCAAGGCCUCUACCACCUCCUCCUGGUCGACCCAUUUAUCGACAUGAAAAAGAAGGCUGGUAUGGGUGGAUUGCAGAGAAAGAUAUGGAACCGGAACCUUCUCCCAAUGAUCAGAGGGAGCAAGCACACCGACUGCUAUGGGAUGCUCUUGAUUACAUAGUCUCAGUGGACGCUGAAGUUUUUUUCCCUGGUUUUGACAAUGAUGGUAAUGGGCCUGAUUUUGCGAGCUUGGUGAUGGGACACCGACUUUAUGAGAUGGCAUCUGCAAGAACAUUUCGGCCUAACAGGAAACAUCUUGCAGAGCUCUUUAAUAAUACCAUCGAUCAUCUCUAUUAUCCACCUCGUAAUUGGACCGUCGCUGUUAGAGAACAUCUCAACAAAAGCCUGGCAGAAGAGGGCCUUCUGAAUGGAUCUGAUCUAUCAAAAACGAAGUUCUUCCUCUCUAACCCUAUUCCAGAAUGCUCAUGUUCAACUGUCAAGGCUACUGAUAUUGUGCAUUCAGGAAAGAACAACAAUCUUCAUCUGUUGUUUGAAGGGCAGGACGAGUGCCCCAAAUGGAUGCAACAACUAAAAACUCAAGAGACUAAUGCUGAAGAAGUUGACUCUCAAGAAGAUGAGACUGAUUUGGAUGGGCAGUCAGAAUCCGAAGGAUACAAUGGAACUGAUGCAAUUCCAUCCCUGGAACAGGACGAGGAAAUGGAUCCUGAUGAUUAGGAUUAGAUGUACAUAUCUAGCCUUCGUAUUCUUGAUCAUUUCCCUCUAUGCCACCGGCGUCUAGCCCCACUCCGGAAAUAUUUUCUCAGAGAGUUAAACUUCACUGCAGCAUGUUGCUUUUGGAACGUCUGGAUGAACUCCCAAUUUUUUGGGGGCCAAAUUACCUGCACAGACAGUUCUUCAAACGUGUUUCAUGAAGUCUUCUUAGAGUUCGUUGCUUGGCAUGUGGAUUCCGUUGGUCUCUUCGGUAGAACUCUUCCUCUUUCUCUCCUACAUGACGGACAAGUUCUUCCAUCUUCUACAGGUAUAGAGCAUACAAAAGAUGUCUAAAAUUUCUAGUACUCUGUGACUGCACAAAGCAAAAGUGACACAGUGAAGCCAUAUAUAGUUAAACAAUUAUUCUUUGAUUUUCGUUUCACCUCUCAAAUAUUUUUCAAUAGAUGUCCGAACCUUUUGGUUAUAGAAGAGCUCCGAAAUCUAACUAGCUUUCAGUAUAUUGAAAUUCGUCUCUUGAGCAGUAAAGACCUAGUACGAGAUCUAGUAGUGGAGGACCUACGGAAUAAUGCUCAAUGUAUAAAGCUAUGAUGCCAAUGCCAUUAGCUGAAAUUUCUUGAAGCUA
Molecule: messenger RNA, 2624 nt
Organism: Lycium ferocissimum
Lineage: Eukaryota; Viridiplantae; Streptophyta; Magnoliopsida; Solanales; Solanaceae
Product: protein EMBRYO SAC DEVELOPMENT ARREST 30
Exons: 10
Coding region: 44-2005 (653 amino acids)
Cellular component (GO): cytoplasm; Golgi apparatus; chloroplast
Source: RefSeq, a predicted model, not a curated record